Helobdella robusta is the source of this 531-nucleotide messenger RNA. RefSeq lists its product as hypothetical. Lineage: Eukaryota; Metazoa; Annelida; Clitellata; Rhynchobdellida; Glossiphoniidae. The record is from RefSeq and is a predicted model, not a curated record. The annotation marks the transcript as partial. The transcript has 3 exons.
AAGCAAUGUAAUGUUUGUUACGAGCUAUGUAAUGUUUGUUACGAGCAAUGUAAUGUUUGUUACGAGCAAUGUAAUUUUUGUUACGAGCAAUGUAAUAAUAUUUGUUACGAGCAAUGUAAUGUUUGUUACGAGCAAUGUAAUUUUUGUUACGAGCAAUGUAAUAAUGUUUGUUACGAGCAAUGUAAUGUUUGUUACGAGCAAUGUAAUGUUUGUUACAAGCAAUGUAAUCAAUGUAACGUUUGUUACAAGCAAUGUAAUGUUUGUUAUGAGCAAUGUAACGUUUGUUACAAACAUUGUAAGGUUUUUUACGAGCAAUGUAAUGUUUGUUACAAACAUUGUAAGGUUUGUUACGAGCAAUGUAAUGUUUGUUACGAGCAAUGUAAUUGUAAUGUUUGUUACGAGCAAUGUAAUAUUUGUUACGAGCAAUGUAACUUUUGUUACAAGCAAUGUAAUGUUUUUUACGAGCAAUGUAAAGUUUGUUACAAACAUUGUAAUGUUUGUUACGAGCAAUGUAAUGUUUGUUACAACUAA